AUGGUAUGUAUCACGAUAUCACUGAAUUUGUACGAUCGUGUGAAGAAUGCCAGAAAUACGAAAUACGUGGAGAUUCAGCCUCUCAUGUCAGCUACGGGGAAAGCCGUUUACAAAAUAGAGCACGUACUCUGCCUGCCAUACCAUCAGCAGGUGAAUUUCGCCGAGCGAGCAAUCAAAACGCUGAAGCUAAUGGUGGCGAUCUUCGUAUAUCAGGAUCACAGAAAUUGGAACAAGUAUUUAUACGAAUUUAGACAGACAAUGAAUACGACAAUCCAGGUGAGUAAGAAGGUUUCACCGGCGUUUUCAAACUUUGGACGCGAGCCACAACAAGCGAAGAGUCUGCAACGCGAGGUAGAAGCGCAAAUACCGAUUAUCUACUCGUCGAUUAAAGAUUGGAGCGAGCGAAUAGCAAGGCUGGACGCGCUGCGUGAUUUAGUCAUCAAGCAUAUUGAGGAAGCGCAGACUCGGCAAUUGAAGCAUUACGAUAGGAAGCAGCGCCAGGCGGAAUUUUCGGUCGGUAAUUUGGUCUUGAGACACGCGCAUACGUUGUCAAGCGCGAGCACGGGUAGAAAUGCCAAGUUGGAUCCGAGGUUCUCUGGCCCGUAUAAGGUUUUGCAAGUAAUCUCGCUGGGAAUCUACAUCUUAACCACGGAAAAUAAAAAGCAAGUUCCGAUGGCUCAUAUAUCGGAGCUCAAGAGAUACGUAUCCCCGCCGAACGUGAACAAGAACAGCUAG
Phymastichus coffea is the source of this 735-nucleotide messenger RNA. RefSeq lists its product as uncharacterized. The record is from RefSeq and is a predicted model, not a curated record. Lineage: Eukaryota; Metazoa; Arthropoda; Insecta; Hymenoptera; Eulophidae. Gene Ontology annotation, molecular function: nucleic acid binding. The transcript has a single exon. The coding region runs from base 1 to 735 and encodes 244 amino acids.